AUGGCAGACUAUUCUUCUCUAACUGUUGUUCAAUUAAAGGAUUUACUGACUAAAAGAAACCUGUCUGUGGGUGGGUUGAAAAAUGAAUUGGUCCAAAGACUAAUAAAGGACGAUGAAGAAUCAAAGGGGGAUAAUGGCGAACCUAACCAAGAGAAAGAACAACAAUUAGAGUCUGUGGCUAAAGAAGAACCAGCCCCUAAAGAUGCUAUUGAAACAGAAGCUCCGGCCGAAACUAAAGACGUUGCUACUAAAGAUGAAACUAAGGAAGCCCAGAUAACCUCCGAUGAUGUUUCCCCUACUGCUCAAAAACCCAAAGAACCAGCUGCCGCCCCGGUUCUAUCACCAGAAGAAAUUAAGGCCAACGCCUUAGAUCUACUGAAUAAGAAAAUGCAUCGUGCUAACAAAUUCGGUCAAGACCAGGCAGACAUCGACUCUAUAAAGAGACAGAUAAACCGGGUAGAAAAAUUCGGUGUUGAUUUGAAUAGUAAGUUGGCUGAGGAAUUAGGCCUUGUCACUAGGAAAAAAAAUCCUGAAAGUAGCGACAGCAGUAGACCCAAAAAUAGAAGCAAAGGUUCGAACAACCGUUCUAGAGUCAGUAAGAGCAGAAAAGGUAACAACCGCUCUAAUUUCAGAAGGUAA
Molecule: messenger RNA, 639 nt
Organism: Saccharomyces eubayanus
Lineage: Eukaryota; Fungi; Ascomycota; Saccharomycetes; Saccharomycetales; Saccharomycetaceae
Gene: THO1
Product: Tho1p
Exons: 1
Coding region: 1-639 (212 amino acids)
Biological process (GO): poly(A)+ mRNA export from nucleus
Cellular component (GO): nucleus
Source: RefSeq, a predicted model, not a curated record